UCGAAUGCGCGCAUGCAUGUCGUACAGUGCAAUACGCUAAGAUCCGGCCUUUUAGGCUAAACCAAAGUAGCGUAAGCUACGCUUAACAACAACAACAAGCGCAGCCAUUUGGCCAAAACAACACCAAGAAGAACAACAUGGCCAGUGCACCGCUGCUGCUCGAGCAAUUCAUCUAUAGGAAGCGCAAUUUUGUUUAUGCCUUUGUGCGCCAUCGUCUCUUUACGUUAUGUAAACAAUCGCUAAUACGCGUGCAGUCUGCGGAGGGCAUCAAACGUAUCGAAAUCUCGCCAAAAUCAAAUCUUAAACAACUUUAUGACAGCGUACAGAACGCACUCAAAGUCGAUGGCUUUGGUCUGUUCAUGGAGCGUAGUUUUGCCACAGAGCUGCAAGCGAAUGGCUCCCAGCUGGUGGGCAGCAUGCUCAAGCAUGGCGACAUGUUAUAUCUAAAACAAAUUGCGGGCACUUCAUCACGUCGCACGAGCACCACAGCCAUUGAGAACUUGUCAUACAAUAGCGCCACCAAAUUGUCCACAGAGAAGCUUGGCAACAACCCACGUCCCUCCAUUAAUGUGAUCGAGGAUGAAGUUGAUCUACAGCUGCUUAAAUCUGAUGGCACCAUCAAGCGUGAACGCGAUAGUAAGCUUUGUCAUCACAAUGCCAAUGGUCGUUGCGUACACUGCUCGCCGCUGGAACCCUAUGACGAGAGCUAUCUUAAGGAUCACAAUAUCAAGCACUUGUCCUUCCACUCAUACAUACGCAAGCAAACUUCAGGCAUGGAUCAUGGCAAGUACUUUGUAUUCGAUGACAUCAAUUGCCGCAUUAAGCCCGGCUGUCGGGAGCAUCCUCCGUGGCCCAAGGGCAUCUGCUCCAAGUGUCAGCCGUCGGCCAUAACGCUUAAUCGUCAGACCUAUCGUCACGUGGACAACGUUAUGUUUGAGAAUACCAAAAUAGUGGAGCGCUUCUUGAACUAUUGGCGCACCACGGGCCAUCAGCGCAUGGGCUUCUUAUAUGGCACCUACGAGCAGCAUGCGGAUGUGCCUCUGGGUAUACGCGCAAAAGUAGCUGCCAUCUAUGAGCCACCGCAGGAAUCAUCACGCGAUUCGAUUAACAUCUGUCCAGAUGAGGGCGCAGAUGAAGUAGAUGCCGUAGCCAAGGCAUUAGGGCUUAAAAAGAUUGGCUGGAUCUUUACGGAUCUGAUUACGGAAGAUGCCAGUGCGGGCACUGUUAAACAAAUACGCGGCAUUGAGACACAUUUUCUCACCGCUCAGGAGUGCAUAUCAGCGGGUGAGCUGCAGAAUCGUCAUCCCAAUCCAUGUAAAUAUGCCACAAAUGGCACUUUCGGCUCCAAAUUUGUGACCAUAUGUGUGACUGGUGAUCAAACAAAACAGGUGCACAUGGAAGGCUAUGCUGUGUCCGCUCAGUGCAUGGCUCUUGUGCGUGAUAAUUGUCUGAUACCCACCAAGGAUGCACCCGAAUUGGGUUAUGUUCGCGAAUCGACUGAUAAACAAUAUGUUCCGGAUGUUUUCUAUAAGGAAAAGGAUCAGUAUGGCAACGAGGUGCAGCGCCUGGCACGCCCACUGCCAGUGGAGUAUCUGCUGGUGGAUGUGCCCGCCUCGACGCCGCUGCAGCCGCAGUACACAUUCACGGAGUACGACAAGCGCCAGCCAUUCCCCAUUGAGAAUCGCUAUAUUGAUGGCCAUCUGCAGGACUUUAAUGCGCUGAGCAGCUAUCUGUCGGCCUGGGCCGAGGAGGACUUUCUCGAGGCUAUCUCGGACUUCCAUUUGCUCAUCUAUUUGUACAAAAUGGACAUGCUGCCGUUGCGUCAGCAUAUGGGGCCGCUUCUGGAGGCGGUGCGCGCCAAAAAUCCGAACAAGGCGGCCGAUUUCAAGGGCGAGGAAGUCUGGAAGCUUCUCGAAUCAUUGGUCCAGGCCAGCUCAACGGGCAGCGGCGGCACCACCAGCUAUCCGAGCGGUGCAGCAACGAGCGCUGGCGGCUCUGGCGCUGAUGCCAUGGAUCUGGAUGCCAAUACCUGGACCUGCAGCCACUGCACCUUCAUCAAUCGCGGCGAGCUAACCUCCUGCGAAAUCUGCUCGCUGCCCCGAUAAGGAUACAAAUAGUUUACAGCGUGCUCCAGCCGUCAGCUUAGCGCGACGAAAUUCUGGUGUUAAAUGAAACUAAAGAUUCAAUCAUACUUACUAUAUAUAGCAAAGGGGCAGGAGGACAGGAUGCAAUUGGCGCAUGCCGCACGCGUU
Molecule: messenger RNA, 2252 nt
Organism: Drosophila virilis
Lineage: Eukaryota; Metazoa; Arthropoda; Insecta; Diptera; Drosophilidae
Gene: Npl4
Product: nuclear protein localization 4
Biological process (GO): ubiquitin-dependent protein catabolic process
Cellular component (GO): nucleus
Molecular function (GO): ubiquitin protein ligase binding; ubiquitin binding
Source: RefSeq, a predicted model, not a curated record